AUGGGCUGUAGGAAAGGUCUUGGGAUACAGAAUCUAGGGAGUGGGGCAGUUUCACUAGCAGGAAGGUUCCAGAAGUGGCUGCAGGCCAAACGACUCACACCUGACCUGGUGCAGGGCCUGCCCAGUCCCUUCCUGCGCUGCCCUUCACAAAGACUCUUGGAUCGUGUGGUUCGACGCUAUGCUGAAGUGGCUGACGCUGGCAGCAUCUUCAUGGACCACUUCACCGACCGUGACAAGCUGCGACUCCUCUACACACUGUCUGUCAAUGCACACCCCAUCAUUCUUCAGAUCUUCCCCGGGGCAGAGGGCUGGCCACUGCCCAAGUACCUGGGCUCCUGUGGUAGAUUCCUGAUCAGUACGAGCACCAGACCACUGCAAGAAUUUUACGAUGCACCUCCAGAGCAAGCUGCUGACCUUGCCUACCAACUCCUUGGGGUCCUGGAGUCCCUGAGGAGCAAUGAUUUGAACUAUUUCUUCUACUUCACCCAUGUUGAUGCAGACAUGUUUGGCAUCUUUGACAAUGGGCAUCUGUUCAUCCGCGAUGCCAGUGCACUAGGCAUCAUCGACAAGCAGGAAGGCAGUCAAGCAGCUGCCAAGACUGGAGAGAAGGAAGACAUUUUUAGCUGCCUGGUUUCUGGCUGCCAGGUCCAGCUGUCCUCCUGUGACACUGUCUCUGAGAAGCAAAGCCUGGUGCUGGUGUGUCAACAGUUGCUGCCUCAACUUCUCAGGGGAAAGUUUCCCUCCCCUGUGCAAGAGGAAAUAGAGUCUGCUCUCAGCCUGUGUGGCAAAGUUGCCAGCACAGACGUGGAAGUGUUGGGGGCCACCAGCCAGCUGAAGGACAUCUUGAGACCACUGAGAACCUGCGAUCCUAGAUUUGCCUACCGCUACCCAGACUGCAAGUAUAAUGACAGGCUCUGAGCGGCUGGGGCCUAACUAGCCCGGGGAGACAAUCCCCAAGCUCUUUCAUGUCCCUGCUUGAAUUGAUGCCAAAUUGGAAGAAGCAAUUUUAAACAUUUUAAACAUUGAAGUAUAUUCCUUUCCUAAGAAACACUCGAAACUAGUGAAAAAAAACCUCUGACACUGCAUAAUUGACACCACUGGCUAGGACACCAUGGCAGAGUCAGGAGGUGAGCACGGGAAGACCCAGGUGUGAAUGUGCCAUGUCUUUGAACCUCCACUUUCUCUGUACUCUACCAGGCUUUCACAAGUUAAAGAAAACAGAUGCAAGGGGCCCAAAAAUAUAGUUGUGACCUACAAAACAUGUGUUCCAGAAGCACAUGUCAGGAGGCUGGUGUAGGUAGAAGGCAGGGUGAAGGCAGGACUUUAGGCCACUGGAACUUAAGCCCUCAUUCCUACUCUCUUGCAUCUGUGAGAAGGGAUGUGCCCACGCACCACCAGCUACUGAACCCUCUGAGUACCUGGGACUCCUUAUGCAUGUGCAGAAGUCACCUCAGGAAGUGGGAAGGAGCCAAGGAUAAGAAGAGAAGGGGGACAGCUGAGGUCAAUGUGUUUGCUCAGGUCCUCUAAAAGGCAAGUGUCAAAACACGAUUACAUGAGUUUUCUUAGAGCAUAUGCUUAUGGGGGAGGCAAGACAGAGGGAAACAGGCAAAGACUGACCCCCAGCGAAAGGUAGGCAAUGCAAGAAAGAUUGUCCGGGUGUCUACAAGACCAUACACCAAAGGAGCUCCAUAGCUCCCAUGAAUAGAUCCCUUUUAUUAUCCCUCAGGCUAUGGCAAGUGUGACUUGCCCUGAGCUGCAAAGACAGAUUUCAGAGCACAGCAGCCUGGGUCGUUGUAGCUACAGCCUGGGACCAGGGCCUGCUGUCUUCCAUACCACGUGCUUCAGUGAAAGACUCUAAGGAGUCCUAGAAUUUUCAUCCCAAUAUGGCCUUACAAGUUAUUCUAAAUAAAAAAACACAUUUUUUCAAGGUCAACCAGUGGAAUACAUUUUCCUCAACAGUGACUUUACUGUACCUUUAAAAUAUUUAAAUACAUGGCUUAUGGGGUUCUGUACAUGCCUCCUUAACAAUCAUAAUGGGCUCUUAGACCUUUGCCUAGUCUCCCUACUAGGCCUGUACUCCUGGGGACUGUUCAGUCUACCUCCUUUCUUCUACCUCUAAAUCAUAACCUUGGAGGUCAGGAUACCCAGCUAACAAGCCUCACUGCACACAUCAGGAAACAGAGGCCCAGGGAGGAAGUGAUUUGCUGAGAUAAUGCUGAAACCCUCCCUACCAGUUCAUUCCCCUGUUGCCUUUCCCAUCAUUCUCAGACUCCCAUCUUGGACUAUCAAUUCUAAUUUUAUUCACAUUUAAACACUAUCUUAUGGUAUAGUGGGUGACCUUUUGAUUUUGCCCUUUGACUGCUCCAGACACUGUCCCCUGGCAACCACAACAGUGAGGAUGACAGGCCAAGCUGGUGCAAGAACUGGCUUGUCAUGCCUGAGAAUCUUUAAAACUGAUAUCCUCUGGCUGGCUGUUGAGAAGGAAGUCUGAUCACAUCUCCUACCUGCCGUAUCAUGAUCUGCUCUCCCUACUGACUUGCUUGCAGUAUGUGUUCCUAGCCAGUCUCCUGACCAGAACCUAGGAAAGGGGCUACAGCCUUAGACUCUCCAAAGACACACAUGAACAUAAGACUAUCCCCAGGACUCUCCAGCACACAUGCCAGACCCAGCCUCUCUCAACAGAACCAUUGUUUUUCCACUGAAGACUGUGAAUGACUUUGAGUGAAGCCCCAGGGGAGUUGAAAGAUGGGGUUUACUGUAACCCUCCUCUUACCCCUCUACCCCAUAUCUGUGGGGACGGCAAGAAGGAGGGGACAAAUGAAGACCUCUCCUCUGGACCAGUGACCUGGGACUCUGAAGAGUGGAUCUGCUGAGUCUCAGAAGGAAACAGAGCCCUAGACACCUCCUGAAUCAGGACAAAGACAUUUUAUGUCUUCCUUGAUCAAGUCCCCAGAGAGAGAGCAAAGAACAAAACUCCCUGAGUACCCCCAGGAGGAUAGUGGGAUAUUUGUUUUUUGUGCGAGCUAAAGCAAGCUCUAUGUGUUUGUGUAGCUGUGUGCACAUCCGCAGUGCAGGCCAAAGGAGGAAAAUGAACUGUUAGGCAAAGCCUAAUACUUUGGAGUGGCCUGGAAAUGGGCUCCCCAGCUAGUGGCUUUUUGCAAGAUCAGGAGGUUGAGAAGUCCCUUUUCUCAUACAUUUUGAGGACAAAGCACACUUGCUCUUGUCAUCAUGACUGAAGAUCAAAGACCCCUCCUAGGUGCUCUCUCCACUCCCUGCCAUCUGUUUAUUCUCAGCUGCUCCCUAUCUGUGAUAGACAGAACAGAGAUGCCAGGCCUCCCUUACAAGGAACAUCUCUCUCUCCAGCUCAGGAGUGCAGUUAGCAGGCAGCACUGACUGCCAGCCCUUUAAGUUCUGCCUUGGUCAUUCUGUGGCAUCACUCCAGGCCACACCCAUCCUGAGGCAUAUCCAUACCUAGUCACUGGGCUUGGUGAGAUGUGAUGUCUCAGUCAAUUUGGCCCACUUAGCUACAACUCUGAUGAGUAAUUUUUAUUCUAAAACUCUGAGUGCAUCAGACCAAGACUCCAGGCCUGCAUCAUAGUCUAACUUCCACCACCCCACCUUUUCCUCUCAAUUCUUUUCACAUGUGUUGGCUAAACAGCUUGUGCCCAUUAGUGUCCUAAAUGGUAGCUCCAGAAAAGUAUGUCCACAUUUUAAUCCCCAGAAACUGUGACAAAUACCUUAUAUGGGGAAAGAUAUGGUUAAGCAUCCUGGGACUUUCCAGGAUUAUCUAAGUAGGUCCUAAAUGGCAGCCAAUGUGUCCUCAUAUGAGGGAUGGGGGGCUUUUCAGAGAGAAGAAGCAGUGAUGUGAAGACAGAGGUUAAGAUU
Molecule: messenger RNA, 3885 nt
Organism: Peromyscus eremicus (cactus mouse)
Lineage: Eukaryota; Metazoa; Chordata; Mammalia; Rodentia; Cricetidae
Gene: Dipk2b
Product: divergent protein kinase domain 2B
Exons: 5
Coding region: 1-918 (305 amino acids)
Source: RefSeq, a predicted model, not a curated record